Molecule: messenger RNA, 735 nt
Organism: Carcharodon carcharias (great white shark)
Lineage: Eukaryota; Metazoa; Chordata; Chondrichthyes; Lamniformes; Lamnidae
Product: 39S ribosomal protein L50, mitochondrial-like
Exons: 3
Coding region: 22-519 (165 amino acids)
Cellular component (GO): mitochondrial large ribosomal subunit; mitochondrion
Source: RefSeq, a predicted model, not a curated record
CACAUUUUCACCGGGUGGAAAAUGGCGACGCCGGCGCUGAGGCUAAGCCUGAGACUGAGCUCCUGGAUCCCGGGGAGGAUCCUGAUCCCGAUCCACCGACGCAGGGAGUCCGGGACCGGGAAUGAACAGCAAGAUGCUAGGGAUGCCCUGGCCCGGCCCCCUUUCCGGAGCCGGAAAUACCAGCCCCCUGCCCAGCUGGAAGAGAGGGUGCGGGCCGUGUUGGAACGGGUGACGGGUUCACCUGCUGCCCCGGACUGGCAGGAAACUCAGCUGGGUGAGGGUGAGAGGUUCCACCUCCUCUGCGAGCUGUCCGAUGAGCUGAGACACACGGUGCCCAACUCCCGGCUGCACCAGAUGAGGAGCCCGGGCGAUAUCUUGCACUUCUACCAGCAGCCGGCCGACACCGACUCCUUCGCCUUCCAGGAGCUGGCUGGCUCGGAGCUGCCCCCGAAUCUCCGGGUCAACUGGAUCUAUGAGGGGAGAGGAGGAGGAGGAGGUGACGGAUUGAAUCCAGGCUGAAAGAAUUGCCAUCCAGCCAACGAUUGCAGGACCCCGAGGAGACACCUGUCAUGAAGAUAUUAAUGUAUAUAAUGUUAUUGGAAAUAAUUUUAAAUCGGCUUUGUAGGAGGGUCUGUGUCUGUGGGUGUGAGUGUGUGUGUCUUAACUGGAUUAAAACCAGCUAGCCUGGGUGCUUUGAUGUAUAGUAGUUUUGAGAUGUUAAACAGUAAGGUUAGA